GGUUACACUAGCGAUGGUAUCACAGUGAAACCGCUAUGCUGGGACACAUGGCUGCCUAGGGUAGCUGUAAGGCAAUACCAUGCUUCUGGGCAAAACCAGCAGGGACCCUCAGUAGCUGAGAGAAAACCUGGGAACGCUUCAGAUCAUGCAUUCAGCAGAAGGCUGGAAUCUUACGAUCCAGGUCCUGAAGAUCUAACAGAUGACCACCCAUCACACUACAGAGGGGCUUUUAUUGCAUCCAGGCUGGAAUUAGCCCAAAGAUACUACUUGGAGUAGACAAUGAACAACACUGCUAAGUGCCAUGAUGAUCACACCCUGGAUAAGUAUUUGUUUCCAUUUGUGUACAGUAUUGUGAUGAUGAUCAGUAUUCCCAUCAACUGCAUAUCCCUCUAUGCAUCUUGCAUUCAGGUGAGGAAAAAGAAUGAGUUAGCAGUCUACCUCUUCAGCUUAUCCCUGGCUGACCUUUUGUACUCUCUGAUUCUGCCUCUCUGGAUUGAUUAUGCCUGGAAUGGAGAUAAUUGGAGAUUCUCUGCCUUGCUUUGUCAGAUUUCUGCCUUCCUUAUGUAUAUGAAUUUCUACACCAGCACUGCGUUCCUUGCUUGCAUCUCUCUUGACAGGUACCUGGCAUUAGUUCAUCCCUUGAAGCUCCAGUACUUGCGCACAAGAAGAUUUUCAUUGAUUGUCAGCAUAAUUGUUUGGCUUCUGGAAAGCAUCUUGAAUUCAGUCAUAUUGGUGUACAAAGAAGUAUUCAAUGAUCCUUGCAAUAUCACAAAUCAUACAUUAUGCUAUGAUAAAUACCCCCUGGAAUUGUGGCAGGCACGGAUAAAUUUACUCCGGAUAUGCUCAGGUUACCUGGUCCCUUUGAUAAUCAUUGUGGUUUGCUACUAUAAAAUCUACCAAGUAGUGAGGCGUAAUCAAGCUACAGUAGAAGAAGAAAAGAAAAAAGUGAGGAAACUCAUUCUGAAUAUAACAGUUACUUUCAUUGUUUGCUUCACUCCUUAUCACGUAGUAUUGCUUUUUCGCAGCAUCAGAGAACCUUACACCACUGACCCACAGAUUUUGCAGUUGAUAUAUAAGGUUUACAGAAUCACACAGGCCUUAACAAGUUUGAAUUGCAUUGCUGAUCCCAUUCUUUACUGCUUUGUGAGUGAAACUGCACGAACAGACAUACUGAAUUUGCUCAGGUGUUGCUUGUGCCAACAAAAUAGUGAAGGAGACCAAGUGAAAGACCAUGCUCUGUGCAGCUGUGCUACAAAGAGCAGUGCACUCAUCACCUACAGAACUUCCUGUGAAAUGGAGACUGUCAAAAAUGCCUGACCAAGCACAUUCAAAGCAAAAUUGGAUAACCUAAAGGGGAAAGAGGGAAAAAUUCUUCCCCGGUCUGUACCUAGGAAAUACCCCAAAAGUCACAGAUACUAAGUGAAACCAGUAGCUGGAACUAAUAAGAACUUGUUACAGCAUCAAUUAAAUCAAUGGAACAUCAACACAUAUCUUUAAAUCAGGCAUGGUACAUAAAUCAAUGUCAGCAAAGACAAUCAACAAAACCACAGUCAAGAAAGAUGACCAUGACACGCUGACAAAAGUACUGAGGAUCACCACAGAACUGCCUCCUGUCUCAGCUUUAGCUAGCCCGUCUGCUGGGCAUACACGUACUCAGCUGGAGGAAGGCUGAAGUCCUCUUAACCUAGUCAUUUGUUUUCCAGUUUUAGUAGAAACAUAAAUCUUAGCUGGGAAGGAGCCCCAAGAGGGAUUUUUUUAAAAUCAGUACUGUGAUAGAAGUGAAUAAAGCAUGCACACACAUGGAGAUCAUUCAAGUGAUUGACAGUGAAGCAGACAGAGGGACAGUGGUAAAUCCUCUCUCUAAUUUCAUGGUGUAAUUUAUGCUGCUAUGAUGUUUCAUGGUUUCAGUAAUGACUCGAGUUCUCCUUCACCAUACCCCUGAGAUUAGCCACUUAAAAUUGUUUACCUCAUGGGGAUGGGUACUUACCUGCUCUUAAGCUUUUCAGCUUUUGUUUUCUUUGGGAAAUACAUGUUCUAAUGUAUAACCAUAUGUAAUGGAGUUUCAUUACAAUAUCAAUAUUGGAUUUCAGAUAGUUGGAGAAUCAUUAUUUCAGGUGCCUAUAAAGAACCAAAUUCUAGCUACCGGUGGUUUAACUCAGAUGAACUUUUUCCUGAUAUAUGCAGGGAGGAAAGGGAAGGAUUGAAGGGAGAGGUUUCAUAUCUCCACCUUUAGCCUUGCUUAUUAUGACUGAAAUCUGGAGUGUGGUUACAUUUACAGAGUCAAUAGAGAAAGGUUUAUAUUCAUUUACUUAACCUAGAGGCACCUGGAGGCCUCAGCUAGAGGUUCCAGGGUUCUCAGUCUGCCAGUUUUAAAGAAAUCAAACAACAAACCAACAAGCAAUACUGACAAACCAGAAAAGAACAUGAAUGUACCAACAAACAAUAAGAAUGGCAGCAAAAGAGCCCACAUUUUGAAAGGGUUGAAGUUAGCACAAAUCAAAAGUACAGCUGUUAAUUCAGGGAUCUGUUCCUGUGUAGGGCCCUGCAACAGCUGCGUGGUUCCCUGGUAGCAGGGGGCACUUGACCCUCUGAAAAGAGUUGAAACACCAUGGAAAGUCUUUUGUGUCUCUUCUCACAACCUUUUUACUUUUGUUCAGUUGCCAGGAAGAGUGUUUGGUAAUAGUGGUUGUCCAGUUUCAUAGGGAGAAAUUUUUUUUUUCCCCAUCAAAAAAAAAAACCUUCUAUGAAGUCUGUGUAGUGGAAAGAUUUUGACCAGCACUUUUUCAGCAGACUUCUAGGUUUGACAUUAUACUUGGAGGAUGAGCAUACAGUGGUCACAAGCAAUAUGGAAAUUGUUAUGAGAAGAUCCCUCUGCAUGUAAAUUACAAAAUUCUCCAUUACAAAGAUCCACUUUCAUUGUUUACAUGAGUUCCUCUUUGUGUCUGUUUAUACUUUCCAUUAAUUUCACAUUCCGAGAGGGGAACUUGGGAGGCUAAGGAGGCUGGGCUUGUUCCGCCUGGAGAAGAGAAGGCUUUGGGGAACCUAAUGGCAAUUCCUGCAAAGAGGGUAUUGAGAAGAUGGAGCCAAGCUCUUCACAAGAGUGCACAGCAGGAGAACAAGAAAUCAUGUGCGUAACUUGGAGCAAGAAGGGUCAGAGUUGAUAUAAGGAAAAACUUUUGAACUAUGAGGACUGCCAAGCAGUGGAGCAGGUUGCACCAAGAUGUUCUGCAUGCUCCGUCUUGACAGGUUUUCAAGACCCAACUGAACAAAGCCCUGAACAACCUGGUCUGGCCUCACAGCUGACCUUCAUGUGAGCGGAAGGUUGGAUUAGAGACUUCCUGAGGUCCCUUCUAACCAGAAUUGUCCUGUGAACCUAUGAACUAUUCUGGCUGUUUCCUUUCUCUCUAAAAAGUAUGUUCCUUUCCCUUAUUUGUUUCCAUUUGCUGGAUUUUGCUUUGUUUUG
Phalacrocorax carbo (great cormorant) is the source of this 3463-nucleotide messenger RNA. Lineage: Eukaryota; Metazoa; Chordata; Aves; Suliformes; Phalacrocoracidae. The record is from RefSeq and is a predicted model, not a curated record.